Molecule: messenger RNA, 657 nt
Organism: Triticum turgidum subsp. durum (durum wheat)
Lineage: Eukaryota; Viridiplantae; Streptophyta; Magnoliopsida; Poales; Poaceae
Source: the annotation of a GenBank genome assembly
AUGCCAUUUUCCCUUGAGAAGCUCGACAUACGCCACUGUGUGGUUGCAGCUGAUUUCUUCAGUAGUGACUUGCCGCAUCUGAAAGAUCUUUCCAUGAGGUGGUGCAGAAGCUCUGCAUCAUUGUCGAUUGGUCAUUUAACCUCCCUCCAAAGAUUGUCACUGCGAAAUUUACAGGACCUGUGCUUUCUUGAAGGCUUGUCUUCACUGCAACUAUCCAGUGCACAAUUUGUACAUGUCCCGAACCUCAAUAUGAAGUUCAUCUCACAGUUGCGAGUCAAGAAUAAUCUUCAUGUUAGCAGUUCUGUAAUGCUCAACCACAUGCUCUCAGAUGAAGGUUUUACAGUUCAAAAAUUUCUCGGUCUUGAAGGAUGCAAUGAGUCCUUUACAUUUGAAGAAUCUGCAGAUUGCUCAUCUAUCAAGUGCCUGUUAUUUUUUGAUUGUGAAAUCAGUUCCUUGCCAGGAAAUCUGAAGUGCUUUUCAUGUCUGCGGACAGUCAAGAUUAUUAAAUGCCACAAUAUAUCAUUUUUACCCGAUUUGCCAUCUUCCCUCAACAGAAUAGAAAUGUGUGGUUCUGAACUCUUGAGGGACAGCUGCCAAGCACCUGAUGGUGAUAGCUGGCCAAAGAUUGAGCAUAUCCGCUUCAAAGGUUUUAAUUGA